Messenger RNA from Oxyura jamaicensis (ruddy duck), 1583 nucleotides. It is a transcript of the gene KLHDC2, whose product is annotated as kelch domain containing 2. Bases 151 to 1374 code for a protein of 407 amino acids. The transcript has 14 exons. Gene Ontology annotation, molecular function: protein binding. Lineage: Eukaryota; Metazoa; Chordata; Aves; Anseriformes; Anatidae. The record is from RefSeq and is a predicted model, not a curated record.
CCCGUGACGGGCGGAGCGGAGCCUGCGCGCCGCUGGCGGAAGCGGCGGCCCCGGCGGAUGCUGGCGCUGCGCGGCCCGCCCAGGUGAGGCCGCGGGGGCCGGGGGAGGGGGUCGGCAGCGCCGGGCGGGCUCGGCCCUGAGCGUACCGACAUGGCUGAUGACAACGAGGACCUGCAGGCCGACGAGGAGCUCCCGGCUCCGGCUGAGGACGGCUUCGAGCAGCUGGAGAACGACAGCCCCGCCGAGCGCAGCGGGCACGUGGCCGUCACCGACGGGCGCUGCAUGUACGUCUGGGGAGGCUACAAGAAUGCCCAAGUUAGGGGAUUUUAUGACUUCUACCUGCCUAGAGAUGAAAUAUGGAUCUACAACAUGGAAACUGGAAGAUGGAAGAAGUGCAAAACAGAAGGAGAUGUUCCCCCUUCCAUGUCUGGAAGUUGUGCAGUGUGUGUAGACAGAGUGGUGUACCUGUUCGGAGGACAUCACGCGCGGGGCAAUACCAACAAGUUCUACAUGUUAAAUUCCAGAUCCACGGACAAAGUGCUGCAGUGGGUCAGAGUAGAGUGUCAGGGGGUCCCCCCUUCAUCAAAGGACAAACUUGGCGUUUGGGUUUACAAAAACAAGCUAAUAUUUUUUGGAGGCUAUGGUUAUUUUCCUGAAGGGAAGCAACGGGGAACUUUUGAAUUUGAUGAAACCUCUUUUUGGAAUUCAGGUCUUCCAAGAGGGUGGAAUGACCACGUGCAUGUUCUGGACACUGAAACUUUUACCUGGAGCCAGCCUAUAACGACGGGUAAAACUCCGUCCCCACGAGCAGCCCACGCCUGUGCUACAGUUGGGAACAGAGGCUACGUGUUCGGCGGCAGAUACAGAGAGUCCCGAAUGAACGACCUUUACUAUCUGAAUUUGGAUACGUGGGAGUGGAAUGAAAUAAUCACGCAAGGCAUUUGCCCGGUCGGCCGAUCGUGGCAUUCUUUAACGCCAAUUUCCUCAGAUCAUCUCUUUCUCUUUGGAGGAUUCACCACUGACAAGCAGCCAUUGAGUGAUGCUUGGAUUUAUUGUAUCAGCAAGAAUGAGUGGGUUCAGUUUGAGCAUAACUAUUCCGAAAAGCCAAGGUUGUGGCACACGGCUUGUGCAAGCGAAGAGGGAGAGGUGAUCGUCUUUGGGGGCUGUGCCAACAACCUACUUGCCCAUUCGAAAGCCGCUCACAGUAAUGAAAUACUCGUGUUUUCGCUACAGCCAAGAUCUCUUGUAAGGCUGUGCCUCGAAGCAGUCAUUUGCUUUAAGGAGAUGUUGGCCAGCUCCUGGAAUUGCCUCCCCAAGCACUUGCUGCACAGCGUCAAUCAGCGGUUUGGAAGCAACAACACCUCAGGCUCCUAAGCCCUCUGCACUGCCCUCUCUGAACAGGCAGGGCCUGGAUGAGCAAUUCCCAGAUGUCGUAAUUGUACCGAGUGUGGCGAGCGUUAACGCUGUAUAGAUGAAAUAGCUGUACUGUAGGUAGCCGCUUCCUGCCUUUAAGUUGCAUGUGAAUGGCCUAGAGAGAACCUAUUUUUGUGUAAAGAUGUUUGCAAUAAAUGUAUUUAAUGCAA